UUUUAGAAAGUGAGAGAGCUUUAAACAAAACGGAAAUCUAUCCCCCUGCCUUCUUCUUUCUUCCUUUCCCAUUUUCUCCCUCACUUCUCUUCGUCACGCACAGCCGAGAGUGAGAGAGAGAUUCAGAGAGAGAGAUGCAGCGAUUGAGAUCGAGAGAGAGAUUCAGAGAUUGAGAGAGAGCUGCUAGCCAGCCGAGAGAAGAUAAAAGAAGAAGAAGAAAGUGAUGAUCAAAGAGGGGUUCCGGCCAUGGGUAAGCAUCAAACUGAGAGCACAAGCCAGAUCAAAUUAGAUGUUGUGAAGUCCUUGGAUUGCUGCCCUUGAAGGUUGGGAGGAACAAGGGAUAAGGAAGAGUAAAGAAGUCAAAGAUGUUCUCAUUGUUUUAUGGACUUUGGAAGUAUGUGUUUAGCAAGACUGAGUUUCAUGUACUCAUUCUUGGAAUUGACAAGGCUGGGAAAACUACUUUGUUGGAGAAGUUGAAGUCACUGUAUUCAAACUUGGAAGGCCUGCCCCCUGAUCGAAUUGUUCCUACUGUAGGACUCAAUAUUGGUCGUAUUGAAGUGUCAAACACGAAACUUGUGUUCUGGGACCUUGGAGGUCAGCCUGGUCUUCGUUCAAUUUGGGAGAAAUAUUAUGAAGAAGCACAUGCUGUGAUAUAUGUAAUUGAUGCCGCUUGUCCAUCACGGUUUGAAGAUUCAAAAUCUGCACUGGAAAAGGCUCUUCGACACGAGGAUUUGCAAGGAGCCCCUCUUUUGAUACUAGCAAACAAGCAGGAUCUUGCUGAAGCUGUAUCAGCCGAAGAACUUGCUCGAUAUCUUGAUCUUAAAAAGUUGGAUGAAAGGGUUUACAUGUUUGAAGCUGUUUCAGCAUAUGAUGGGAUGGGGAUUAAAGAAGGUUUAGAAUGGCUGGUGGAUGCAAUGGAGAGAAGCAAGAGAACUCAAAUGUUGAGAGCUCGUGCAGGUGUAACUGGCCCCGCUUCUGCAUAGGAGAGACUAUAUCACAUUUAAGUUCGUUUUUCACAUUUUCUUUAACAUCUGUAGAUAAAUCAUAGCCAAUAUUGGAUUCUACUUGAUUAAAAAAACAUUUUUUAUAUACUUAUUCAACCCAGUAUUGCUUAU
This is a messenger RNA of Corylus avellana, 1115 nucleotides long. RefSeq names its product GTP-binding protein 1 (gene GB1). The record is from RefSeq and is a predicted model, not a curated record. NCBI's taxonomy places the organism in Eukaryota, Viridiplantae, Streptophyta, Magnoliopsida, Fagales, Betulaceae. Gene Ontology annotation, biological process: intracellular protein transport; Golgi to plasma membrane protein transport; protein localization to Golgi apparatus. Gene Ontology annotation, cellular component: Golgi apparatus. Gene Ontology annotation, molecular function: GTP binding; GTPase activity.